CCUCCCAUUAAUUUCCUCCGCUUCCGCUCCCUUUCUCCACCAAACAAAUAAUAAACCCCCGAAAAGGAGGAGAAGAGGCGAACAUCCCCGGGAAGGCUAGGGUUAGGGUCCCCGCUCCGCCCCCGUCGCCCGGGCGAGUGGCGAGAUGGCCGGCGCCGCCUCCCCGUCCCCGUUCGUGGAGAUCGUCAAGGGCCCCUCCGGCCUCGAGAAGGUCCUGCUCCGGGGCGCGCGCAACUGCUCCGCCGAGGUCUGUCUUUAUGGAGGUCAAGUAACUUCGUGGAAGAAUGACCAUGGGGAAGAGUUGCUUUUUGUCAGCAGCAAGGCUGUUUUCAAACCUCCAAAGGCCAUUCGUGGUGGUAUACCUAUUUGCUUUCCCCAAUUUGGAACACAUGGAAAUCUUGAACAACAUGGAUUUGCAAGGAAUCGAUUUUGGACUAUUGAUAAGAAUCCACCUCCUUUACCAGUAAAUCCUGCUAUUAAAGCUUUUGUUGAUCUGAUUCUGAGGCCUUCUGAAGAGGAUUUGAAGAUAUGGCCUCACAGUUUUGAGUUUCGUCUGAGAAUUGCUCUUGGACCUGCUGGAGAUUUGAGUCUCACAUCUCGAAUCAGGAAUACCAACACUGAUGGAAGACCUUUCUCUUAUACAUUUGCAUACCACACAUACUUCUCUGUUUCUGACAUAAGUGAGGUGCGUGUUGAAGGGCUGGAAACAAUGGAUUACCUUGACAAUUUGAAGGCAAAGGAGCGUUUCACCGAGCAAGGGGAUGCUAUUGUAUUUGAAUCAGAAGUUGAUAAAGUAUAUCUUGCCGCACCCCCAAAAAUUGCAAUCAUUGAUCAUGAGAAGAAAAGGACAUUUGUCUUGACAAAAGAAGGGCUUCCAGAUGCUGUUGUUUGGAAUCCUUGGGACAAGAAGGCAAAAGCUAUGCAAGAUUUUGGGGAUGGAGAAUACAAGCACAUGCUGUGUGUGGAGCCUGCAGCUGUUGAGAAGUCUAUUACCCUGAAGCCUGGUGAAGAGUGGAAAGGAAGACUGGCGCUCUCAGCUGUUCCCUCCAGUUACUGUAGCGGGCAGUUAGAUCCAUUAAAGGUCCUUCAUGGCUGAGAAUCCUCACUUUCUGCGCCUUGUACAGGAGAACUUCAUUGCCCUUACUAUUUGAUGCUGGGCUGGUGUCAACGCCGCUUCGACCUUUCUUCCCUCGCCAUUUCAUCCUCCAUAUUUGUCUCUUUUUUUUUGUAACUAGAAUUGAGUGGUAGGUCACUUCCGAAUAACAGACCGUGCCGGAUGCUGUGACCUUAGAGCGGGGUCAUCUCCUCGCUAAAUGAUAUUAGUGGACAAAUACUAGCAUCCGUGCCGUAGUUUCUGAUGACCCGUCGGGUCAUUCUGAUAUUAUUGCUGUGCUGCCUAAAUUCCUUAGCGUUUUGUUUGUUUCUGCUUUUACAGUUGAUCUGUAGAUAUGUUUGGGAGCGUGGAAUACUCAACUAGCUUGUGGAAGGCGGCAUGAAGUAGUUCAUUUCUGGCUGUUCC
This is a messenger RNA of Phragmites australis (common reed), 1519 nucleotides long. RefSeq names its product putative glucose-6-phosphate 1-epimerase. The transcript is spliced from 9 exons. Bases 146 to 1096 code for a protein of 316 amino acids. Gene Ontology annotation, molecular function: isomerase activity; carbohydrate binding. Gene Ontology annotation, biological process: carbohydrate metabolic process. NCBI's taxonomy places the organism in Eukaryota, Viridiplantae, Streptophyta, Magnoliopsida, Poales, Poaceae. The record is from RefSeq and is a predicted model, not a curated record.